GUAUCGCCUUCGCGGUGGGGUGUUUUCACUGAACUGAAGCGCUUUGGCAUCUUAAGGGCGCGCCAUCGGAACACUCCCGACUCCUCUUCACUGCUCGACGAAUCUGCUAGAGCUCCCCGGCGGGGCCGCACCGGCGGAGGAUUAGGGUUUCGCAGGCGGGUGGUUGAGUGGAAGGAAGGGGGCGCCUCGCAGCCCGCCUUCGGGCAUGGAGUCCGACUCCCGCUCCCGCAUCGACCAGUUUUUUGCUUCGAAGAAGCAGAAAUCCGCGUUGCCCAGUUUAAAAUCGCAGAGGACAGAGAAGGGUGAAAGGGCCGCAUCUGGAGGGUCCCCUGGUGCUAAAGGGACAUUAGACAGUUACUUGAAAAGCUCACAGGACGAUGCAUCCGUACCCAGACGGUCAUCCUUGGCCGAGCAGUUGCCUCAUGGUCAGGACUUGGUCAGAAGAAAGCUCGGGUUGGAUAUUGAGCCGAUGUCGAAAACUGAAACUAAACCAUCUGUGCUAUCGUCGGAACGAAUCCAAUCCAACGGUCUUGAAGCAGCUCAGAAAGGCGCUCUCUUUAAGACUGCUAUUGAUGAAGGUCCAUCAAAGGAGUGCCCUUUGUCAGCAAAUGGCGCAACAGAAAACCCGGAAGUCAGGCAAUUUGCAAAUGACUUUUUGUCCUUGUAUUGCAGCGACCUUCAAUCAAAUAAACCGACCGAGGUGAAAUCUCAAAAUCAUAAGAGACACGGUAGCCCAUCUUUAGUUGAGAAGGAGACUAAGAAGUCCACUAAGAGGCAUCAGAUGACUUUUCCAUUAGAUACAAGUGAUGCAACAACUUCUUCUGGAGGAAAAAAUGUUGAGCAAAUGCUUUCCAAUUCAGAAACCAGGGAGUUUGGUUACAUUGUUAGAGAGGAAACUAUUGGCAAUGAUCCUGUUGAGAUUCCGCCGAGCUUAAAAGACUUGGAUAAGGCAACCGUUUCAACUUUAGUAAACGCCAGUUGUUCCACGCCUGUCUCACUGGCUGUCAAAUCUUCCACUGACAAGACCCCGAAAUCAGCAUGUGGAAGUUCCAUGUUUUCACCUGGAGAAGGUUUUUGGAGUGAAGCAAUUAAGCUUGCUGAUGGCCUGUGCGCUCCUGCCAAUAGUUCUGUUUGUCAUGCUGCCAAUGAGAGCUUGAGCCACCUGAGAAAGACAGGUCAAGAUGAAAAAGAGGAAAUGCUGCAUGAUGGCAAAAAUAUAAUUCAUUUUGCAGAGAUGGGAAAGCUGGCAUCAGUGGAUAAGUAUUCCAAGGACUUGGACAAGAAAGGCUCCCCUUUACCAGUAAAGCAUUUUGACUUCUCUUGUGAGGAGAAGAGCUCGGAUGUGGUUGCUGGUCAUUACGGCAAUUCAGAUGGCAGUAAAUCCAUCAUUUCAAGAUACAAUAAAGGAUCUGAUUGUGAUUUGGUGGGGCGAAGAGGUCUUCGGACCGCAAAUGCAUUUACCCGUUGCAGCAAUGCACAAAAAAUUGAGGAGGUGCAUGUGAAACAAGAGAUGGCUCUGGUCAUUCCCACAACUGAAAGGAAAUUAGAUUUAUCUAGUGAAAAUGAUAGCAUAGGGACUGAAUCACCAGCUAAUAUACCAAGGAGUGUGGGUGGUAAUCGUGAAAAUAAUGAAGCUUGUACUCCUGCAAGUUUUCUGCAGAGUAAAGAUUGGUUAGAUCUUAGCAGCUGGCUUCCAUCUGAGAUAUGCAGCAUAUAUAGGAAGAAGGGUAUACAAAGGCUUUAUCAGUGGCAGGUUGACUGCCUUCAGGUUGAAGGUGUUCUGCAGAAAAAGAAUCUUGUGUACUGUGCUUCCACAAGUGCUGGUAAAAGUUUUGUUGCAGAAAUACUAAUGCUGCGGCGGGUCUUAUUGACUGGAAAAAUGGCAAUUCUAGUACUUCCUUAUGUAUCGAUUUGCACAGAGAAGGCAGAGCAUCUUGAAGUCCUAUUGGAACCCCUUGGUAAGCAUGUGCGCGGCUACUAUGGAAAUCAAGGUGGUGGAACACUUCCAAAGGAUACUUCUGUAGCUGUUUGCACUAUAGAAAAGGCAAACUCGUUAAUAAACAGGUUGCUAGAAGAGGGUCGUUUAUCAGAAAUUGGAAUCAUAGUGAUAGAUGAAUUGCACAUGGUUGGCGACCAACAUAGGGGUUACCUAUUGGAACUUAUGUUGACCAAACUUUGUUAUGCUGCUGGUGAAGGCAACUCAGAGACAAGUAGUGGCGAAUGUUCAGGUAGUAGCAGUGGUAAGGGUGACACUACUCGAGGCUUGCAAAUUGUUGGGAUGAGUGCAACCAUGCCAAAUGUGGCAGCAGUUGCGGAGUGGCUUCAGGCCGCAUUAUAUCAGACUGAAUUUCGACCUGUUCCCUUGGAGGAGUAUAUUAAGGUUGGCAACACUAUUUAUAACAAAAGCAUGGACAUAAUAAGAACAAUUUCAAAAGGAACCGAUCUUGGUGGUAAAGAUCCAGAUCAUAUUGUGGAACUGUGCAAUGAGGUCGUUCAAGAAGGUCAUUCGGUGUUAAUAUUCUGUUCAAGCCGUAAAGGAUGUGAGUCAACUGCUCGUCACAUCUCCAAGUUCCUGAAGAAAUUCUCUGUAAAUCCUCAGAACGAUGAUAAUGAGUUUUCAAGUAUCAUAUCAGCUCUUGAUGCUCUACGAAGGUCCCCUGCUGGAUUAGAUCCUAUAUUAGAAGAAACUCUUCCUUCUGGGGUAGCUUAUCACCAUGCUGGCCUCACGGUUGAAGAAAGAGAGGUUGUGGAAACCUGCUACCGCAAAGGACUUGUUCGUGUUUUGACUGCAACCUCCACCUUAGCUGCUGGGGUUAACCUACCAGCAAGGAGGGUCAUUUUUCGGCAACCUAGAAUUGGUCGUGAUUUUAUUGAUGGAACAAGGUACAAGCAGAUGGCUGGUCGAGCUGGACGGACAGGAAUAGAUUCUAAGGGGGAAAGUAUACUGAUUUGUAGACCUGAAGAGAUCAAAAGAAUCGUGGGUCUUCUCAAUGAAAGCUGUCCACCGCUGAAUUCGUGUCUAUCUGAAGACAAGAAUGGAAUGACUCAUGCUAUCUUAGAAGUUGUUGCUGGUGGGAUUGUUCAAACUGCUAAUGAUAUUCACCGCUACGUCAGGUGUACUCUUCUCAACUCGACCAAACCAUUUCAAGAUGUUGUGAAAUCAGCACAGGACUCUCUACGGUGGUUGUGUCACAGAAAGUUCCUUGAGUGGAAUGAAGAUACCAAAUUAUACAGCACGUCUCCUCUUGGACGUGCAGCUUUUGGCAGUUCUCUUUCCCCAGAUGAAUCACUUAUUGUUCUGGAGGAUCUUUCAAGAGCAAGAGAAGGGUUUGUCCUCGCAUCUGAUCUGCAUUUAGUCUACUUAGUAACUCCGACCAAUGUUGAGAUUGAACCAGACUGGGAACUUUAUUACCAAAGGUUCAUGGAAUUGUCUUCUCUAGACCAGUCAGUUGGUAAUCGAAUCGGAGUAGCAGAACCAUUCUUGAUGCGCAUGGCGCAUGGUGCUCCUAUUCAAACUGCUGACAGAUUCAGAGGUAAUACAAGAGGAGGGCACAGUAAACUGCAAAGGCACUCUGGGAUCACAAGAAAUAACAUGCUUCCAGAUGACCAAGCCCUACGAGUGUGCAAGCGAUUUUAUGUUGCUCUUAUCUUAGCUAGACUCGUUCAGGAAGUUCCAGUGACUGAGGUUUGUGAAGCUUUUAAAGUCGCCCGAGGCAUGGUUCAAGCUUUACAAGAAAAUGCAGGUAGAUUUGCAUCUAUGGUUUCUUUGUUCUGCGAGAGGCUUGGGUGGCAUGACUUAGAAGGCUUAGUUGGCAAAUUUCAAAAUCGUGUUUCUUUUGGAGUAAGAGCAGAGAUCGUAGAGCUUACCAACAUUCCGUUUGUCAAGGGUUCUCGAGCUAGGGCACUUUACAAGGCUGGUCUGCGUACACCUUUAGCGAUCACAGAAGCUUCCAUUGCAGAAAUAGUCAAAGCUCUUUUUGAAUCUUCAUCAUGGGCUGCUGAAGAAACCUCAGCCCAAAGACGCAUGCAAUUAGGAAUUGCAAAGAAGAUAAAGAAUGGGGCCCGCAAGAUUGUUCUUGAUAAAGCUGAAGAGGCUAGACUUGCCGCAUUCUCUGCAUUCCAAUCCCUUGGACUUGACGUCACACAGUUUCCGCGAUCAAUGCUAUCAACUCUGGAUGGCAAUCAUGCACAGGAAGGAGUUAUGGGGACUGCCGGUAACAUCUCUGCUGCAAACUCUCUGGAGAACGUUUCAGCUAGGCUCUCCAUUGAGGAGAGCAAGGAGUCUGAUAAAACUGCAAAUCAGGAGGUGUCUAGAAAAGUAUCAACUGUUGCUUUUGUGUAUUCAGCACCAGUGGACUCGUCCAGCAUUCUUCCAGAGGCUGUUAGUGUUCAGAAAACUUCUGUCCAAGCUGAACUGCCUGCUCCUGUUUCUUUUGAAAAGGGUGCCAACAUGAUCCCUGCUGUACUACUAGAAAGGUCUGAUGAUGAAAACAAGAUGGUUAGUGGUAAUAGUGAUCAGGGUGUGCAGGUGCAGGUAAACAGAGAAAAUGCGCAUUCUUCGUUUAAGGACUGGACUCCUGAUAAAAGCCCUAUUAGUGCGGUCAAUUAUCCUGGUGGGCUCGAGUCUUUCUUGGAUCUCUGGGACACUGUUGAAGAAUUCUAUUUUGACAUCCACUACAGCAAGCGAACAGGGAUGAAUUCCUGUGGCCCAUUUGAACUUCAUGGCUUUGCCAUAUGUUGGGAAAAUUCACCAGUAUACUAUGUCAAUAUACCAAGGGAUCUAUUCUGCAAGAGAAAAAGUAAUGACGUGUCAAGAACUACAUCUGUUGGUGCAAAUGGUAGUUGGCGUCCUGAGCAUUCAUCAGAUUUGGUCAAUGCUCGGUGGAGAAGGAUUGGUGAAAUAAUGGGGAAAGUAGGGGUCAGAAAAUUUACUUGGAAUUUGAAAGUUCAGAUUCAGGUUUUAGGAAAUUGUGCAAUUUCUAUCCAGAAAAUUGGGGUUACUAGUAAUGCAGGAAAAGAUAUGGGCCUCCAACUUGUUGAUUCUUCUUACUUACUUUUGCCACCGGUUAAUGUUAAACAAGGAAUUGACAUGUGUAUAGUGGCAUGGAUUCUAUGGCCUGAUGAAGAGAGGAGCUCUAACCCAAACCUUGAAAAGGAAGUAAAGAAGAGAUUAUCCAGUGAUGCUGCGGCAGCUGCUCAUCGAUGUGGUAGGUGGAAGAAUCAAAUGAGAAAAGCUGCACAUGAUGGUUGCUGUCGUAGGGUGGCACAAACACGGGCAUUAUCUUCUGUUCUCUGGAAGCUACUUUUCCAUGAACAGCUAUCUGAAGCACUUAUGAAAAUUGAACUUCCUUUGGUCAAUGUAGUUGCAGACAUGGAGCUCUGGGGCAUAGGUGUCGACAUGGAGGGAUGCCUUUGGGCACGCAAUGUUCUGGGCAAAAAGUUGAGGCAACUCGAGAAGGAGGCUUACAGUUUGGCAGGCAUUACAUUUUCUCUAUAUAAUACAGCUGAUAUUGCAAAUGUUCUAUACGGACACUUGAAAUUGCCCGUACCAGAGGUAGGAGAGAAAGGAAAGCAACAUCCAAGCACUGACAAGCAUUGUUUGGAUCUACUAAGGGACGAGCAUCCUAUCAUUCCAGUCAUCAAGGAGCAUCGGACACUUGCAAAGCUUUUGAAUUGUACAUUGGGAUCGAUUUGUUCGGUGGCGAGGCUCUCUGUGAAAACGCAAAGGUAUACCAUCCAUGGCCACUGGCUUCAGACAUCAACAGCAACUGGACGGCUUUCUAUGGAGGAGCCUAAUCUUCAGUGUGUAGAGCACUUGGUUGAGUUCAAAAUGAAUAAGGAGAAGAAUGGAGGUGAUGCUGGUGCUGAAUAUCACAAAAUUAAUGCUCGGGAUUAUAUCAUUCCUACUCAGGAGAAUUGGGUAUUGCUGACAGCUGAUUAUUCCCAGAUAGAACUGCGUCUGAUGGCGCAUUUCUCUGAAGAUUCUGCUCUAAUUGACCUUCUAAGCAAGCCCCUUGGGGACGUUUUUACUAUGAUUACAGCAAGAUGGACUGGAAAAGCAGAAGAUUCUGUGAGCUCCCAGGAACGGGAGCAGACCAAGCGUAUGGUUUAUGGCAUUCUUUAUGGAAUGGGUGCUAAAUCCUUAGCUGAACAAUUAAACUGCAGUCCUGACGAAGCCAUGGACAAGAUUCAGAGCUUUAAGAGUUGCUUUCCUUGUGUUGAUUCUUGGCUCCGAGGGGCAGUUUCUUGCUGCCGACAGAAAGGCUAUAUAGAGACCCUUAAAGGAAGGAAACGUUUCUUGUCAAAAAUAAAAUUUGGAAACUUUAAGGAAAAGUCAAAGGCUCAACGACAAGCCGUCAAUUCCAUAUGCCAGGGAUCUGCUGCUGACAUAAUAAAGAUAGCAAUGAUAAAUAUUCAUGCUGUGGCUGUUGAAGGAAAUGUUGAAUCUGAUUGUAACCCUCUGCUUGUGGAAAAGUUCCGCAUGCUGAAGGGCCGCUGCCGCAUUCUUUUGCAGGUACAUGAUGAGUUAGUACUGGAAGUUGACCCAGAGGUGAUUAAAGAAGUGGCACAAUUGCUGCAAAUGAGCAUGGAAAAUGCUGCCUCUCUUCGAGUUCCCUUGCAGGUCAAAUUGAAAAUUGGGAAAACGUGGGGUUCCUUGGAGCCUUAUGAUGCCAAAUAUUACGAAGACGCAGUUCUAAUGCCCAAUUCUUAGAUCAGAAGAGAGGUCUUGGUUGUUACUAUUCCUUCACCUGCUAAAUUACUUGGACAUUUCUGAAUUCCAAGAUGAAUUGGUGUCAACGGACGUGGUGCAGCAGAGAAAAUCGAUUCGUUUCACCUGCAUCCUCCGAGGACAUAUCGGAGCACUAUCUAAUCAAUACUCGCAUGCUCCGAAAUGAAAACAGUGCUUCAAGAGGAAAUAAGAUUGAGAGUUUGGGGUUAAAUCAUCAAUGCAUACGACUUCUGGCACGAAAGAUGCAAUGGCAUUCUUCAAAUCUCAAGAUUGUGGGAGCUGGAAUAUAUUGCAGACAAGGUACGAAAGGCCAUUUAUCAGACUUGCCAAAGAGAUUUCGAGAAGAUAAAAAUGAGAAAUGUUGGAAUCUGCAGAAUAAUUCUUUCAAGGGUGAAGUGCGUGACUGUAGGUAAAUUUAGGAUUUACAGUGAAACUAUUACCAAGGCAAAGAUUGGAGAGGAAGCAUCAAGCGGCGUCUCCGGGAGUUUAUAGGCUCUUUGGAAGCGUGCGAGAAAAAAACUUGUCAGGCGAAGUGAUCAUCGGGACCGAUAAAAGCGUCCCUUGUUCGAAGGCCAGUGAAGUUGUGAAGUUCUGAGAAUCUGAUCAAGGGGAUAAACCAGAAGAGGAUAAGAACAAGAAGCAACAGAAAAAUACUCAGAGCAAAGGCUGAAAGAAAAUUAGUCCAUCUUGAAAGAGAAUUGCUGGUGUAAGCAGCAAAUCACGGUCUUGGUUCUGCAAAACCUUUGGUCGUGUUGUUUAAGGCCGCAAACAAAAAGCAGCAAGUCAGAUCGAGGAGCGUCAAACAUCAGCAAAUAUUUGCUAAUUCUUUUUGUGUUGUCCUAUGUUUUACUCGAUGCAAAAAAGCUUAUGGGAUUCUGAAGAUUUUAUCCCAGAAAGCUACCAUGAAAGAGGAUCAAAUUGUAAAAGACGCAAUUUCAUUCAUUUUGUACAGUAAAAUACUUUUAUUUUUUUCUCCCCAGAAAUUCCACAUUGAUGGGCAGAAAAGGGACAGAUUUUGUGGUA
This is a messenger RNA of Punica granatum (pomegranate), 7753 nucleotides long. Lineage: Eukaryota; Viridiplantae; Streptophyta; Magnoliopsida; Myrtales; Lythraceae. The record is from RefSeq and is a predicted model, not a curated record.